Entamoeba invadens IP1 is the source of this 2661-nucleotide messenger RNA. RefSeq lists its product as hypothetical. Lineage: Eukaryota; Evosea; Mastigamoebida; Endamoebidae. The transcript has 2 exons. The coding region runs from base 1 to 2661 and encodes 886 amino acids. The record is from RefSeq and is a predicted model, not a curated record.
AUGUCAAGGAAUCGCGGAGACAUCACUUAUCUCGACAAUGGAAAAUGUACCGAAUGUGGCAACAAAUACGCCAAUUGUGCCAUGUGUAAUGAGACGGAAUGUCUGGGUUGCAACACUGAUUUUAGUUUGAAUGAUAAAGAAUGUGUUGAUUGUGUUGGGUUAUUUGGUACAUGCGACUCGUGUACAAACGACGAAUGUUUGCAUUGUAAAGAAGGAACUUCUCAAGUUGGGUACGGUUGUUAUAAUUGCAGUGAACACGACACAAAUUGUGUUGAAUGUGACAGUUCAAAUUGUUUGAAAUGUAAAAUGCCAUAUACUUUAAAUGGUGAAAAUUGCUUUGAUUGUUCUGAUUUUAAGAAUUGUGAGACUUGCAACACCACACAAUGUGUCACUUGUAAAAAAGGUUAUGUUAAUUUGGGUAAUGUUUGUGUAGAAUGUCGAACCAUUUCCAAUUGUUCAGAAUGUGACCAAACAUCAUGUAUAUCAUGCAAUUUGAAAUCCUUUUUGAAUGACAAAACGUGUAAAAAUUGUAUUGAGAAUUGCGACGUUUGCAACUCUAAAGACAGUUGUUCUAUUUGUUCUGUAGAUUAUAGAUACAAUGAAACAUCACACAGUUGUGUUAUUUGUUCCAGUGGAAAUUAUGUACACCAAGAGUAUUGCAGACCAUGCCCGAGUGAAUGUACAACAUGUGGUUCUGCUACACAAUGCACAAGUUGUGUUGAUGGCUAUUUUGUGAACACUGAAAAUAAUUGUGUUAGUUGUCUCACAAGAAAUUGCGUUUCAUGUGACUUGACUAUGUGUACAACAUGCACCAACGGGUAUUAUCUCAAUAACCGAGUUUGUGAAGAGUGCUCAACAAUUGAUGAGAAGUGCACAACAUGUAGUUUUAUUGAUAACUCACCACAUUGUGAUUCAUGUGAAAAUGGGUAUUGGGUUGAAGAAAACAAAUGUGUGACAUGUGAAGGGUGUGGUUCGCUUGGGUGUGAGUACAUCAGUGCGUUGUGUUAUAACUGCCCAAAUCAGAGUCAAGUUUUGGUGUCGGGGAAGUGCGUGACUGUAGAAGGAUGCAAAGUUGUUGAAAACAACGAAUGUGUUGUUUGCGACGAUAUGUACGUAAAAAUAGGGAGAAGGUGCAUUAAGACGCAAACGGAGACAACAAAAGGUGUGAUCAAAUUCAGAAAGUUCUAUGUCAGUUCUAUUGAUGUCAAUUGCACCAUAUUUACAACCGAAGGAUGUGAGAUUUGUGAUGAGGGGUAUUACCAUUACGAAAGUGUGUGUCUGAGAUGUGAAGAAAUCUAUGACAAUUGUGAGAAAUGUAGUGUUAUCACUUUGAGCAAUUACAAUCAAACGAUAUGUUCUGUCUGUAAACCAUCAUAUUACCCAGAAAUAUCGUGUCAUGAGUGCACAUUGUUGAAUGGGUGUUCUGAAUGCAUCAAUUAUCUCACAUACAAUGAAACUUCAACAAAAAAGUGUACAAAAUGCAUGGAUAUGUUUAUCAACAACGUUGGCGAAUGUGUCAAAAUAGCAAAAUGCCUUCAAGGUGUCGGUGAAAUGUGCACAUUAUGUGAAAAGAAUUACUUGGUGUCUGAAGGUCGAUGCAAGCCAUGUGGUGAUGUUGUAAUUGGGUGUGAGACAAGUUUUAAAAAUGAAUGUACUUCGUGCGCAGAAGGACAUUAUAUUGACUCAAACAAACAAUGCAGCAAAUGCUCAGUAGAUAACUGCUUUGUAUGUGCUCAAGAUGGUACUUGUGAUACCUGUGUAACCAACACAACCAAGAAUUCCGACUCUUCUAAAUGCUUGUCAUGUUCCAUUUUAAAUAGAUGUACUUUGUGUGAUAACACAACCCCUAAUAAAUGUUUGUUGUGUGCCCAAAAUUACUUCACAAAGAAUAAAUUGUGUGAAUCAUGUUCAACUCUCAAUAAAUGUAUAAGCUGCUCUGAUGAACUCACAUGCCUGCAUUGUGUCGAUGGAUAUUAUCCAGACGAUGGAAAGUGCAAGUCGUGUCUCACAAUCAAUGGGUGCAAAACAUGUUCGUCAACAUCAAAGAAAUGUCACACAUGCAAAGAUGUGUAUUACCUCGACAACGAGUGUAAAUUGUGUAGUGAAGUUUUCAGUAACUCUGCCACGUGUACAUUGAAAAAAGUUCUAUCGUGUCAGCCACACUACUUUUUGAAGAACAAUCGAUGUGUUGGGUGUGACGCAUUGUUUGGUUGUUCAGAGUGUGAAAAUGAAACAAUGUGCACAAAAUGCAACGAUGGACUCAAUUUGUACAACAAUGGAAGUACUCAAAUGUGUUCUCAAGAUUGUGACAUUACAAAAUGUGUUAAGUGUGAUAUCAAUGGAAUUUGUGAAAUGUGUGAAGAGCCAUACACUCUCGACAUAGCAACCAACAAAUGCAAUUUGUGCUUCGAUGAACACCAAAAUAGUGGAAAAUGCUCAACAACAGAAAAUUUGAUUGAAUUUUGUGAAUCAAAAAGAUUUUAUUUAAAUAAUGGAAUGUGUCAACAGUGUAACACCACAUUGAGUAACUGCGUUUUGUGUGACAAUUCAUCAACUUGUAUAUUAUGCUCCACUGGAUUUUUGUUGGAUGAAAACAACAAUUGUGUUGCAAAAACAACUUCUAUGAGCAUUAAAUUAGCAACAAACUGUGAACCCAAUUGA